AUGGGGAACGUCAUUGGUAUGGGCGGCGUUGCAUCGGCCGACAUCAGCGCCGUGGACGCCUAUGUAUCCCGCCUAUCAGAUGCCGAGAUCAAGCGCUACACUGACGGAUAUCGGCGUAUCAGUCGCGUGGAAGGCAGUGCGUCCGCCUCGACCUCCAAUUCUGCAUCCUCCCUGCAACGUGCGAGCUCCUCGGCUUCUAACGGGAGCAGCAGCAACUUAACGGGAGUGACAAUCGCAACCACAACAGAAACAACGAAUGGGCCUUUAUUAGGCAAGAAACUGUUCCGCAACAAGGUCCUUGGAGCCUUCACUAUGAUCCCGCACUCACUAGCCGACCGCUUGUUCGAAGUGCUGGACACGGAGCACUCAGGCGAGCUGAGUCUCGUGAACGUACUUAGCGGGUUAGCUUGGCUUAAGCAUGGCACAUACGAAGAGCAAGUACAGUUGUUAUUCAUCGUCUACGACCUAGAUGCAGCUGGAGAAGUCCCCCGGGAGGUUCUGGACAGGUUCAUGGACGUCAUUUACGGCCGCCGAAGAGCCCGACACGCCACCACAGUGCAGUUCUUCGAUAAAGUCUUCGACGGCCGUGCCGUAUUGAACUUGCACGAGUUCAGACACGUCGUACAGCAGAAAGAUGCGCGUGGAGACGCGUUACUAGUCAAAUGGCUGGCUGUAUUGGCCUCUAAGAUCGGCUUAGAGGAUGAUCCGCAGAUUUUAGCGCUAGAGAAGACAUACAACCCAGUGGCUAUCCGUCGACGCAUUGCACAGGCCACACUGUUCUCGUUAACGGAAGUUACAGCACUGGAGAGGCAGUUCCAGAAAAUGUUCGACCCCAAAGGAGGGGCCAGCACCAGGAUACCGAGCGCACAGUUCAUUGAGGUGUUGAGUGCUAGAGGAUUGUUCCCACAGAUGCUGCUGGACAGGUUUUCUAUGAAGGAAUUGAUCCGUGUUGGAGUGCAUUGCGAUACGAAUGCGAGCGAAGAUGCUGUGCAAGAGGAAGAACGACACGUUGAGGAGAUUUCGGCUACACAGACUGCGGAGACGGGGUGGGACGAAGAAGCUUUUGCCAAAUGGGCAGCUGGUGCGCCGGCUGUGCAGCGGCUGCAUCAUCAAUUGGCGUUUGCAGCGUGUAUCUUGUUUGGACUGAAGCCUGAGUCGGCGUACCUUGAGAAGAGGAUUGUGGAGUGGCACUGGCGCGAAGCGACUCGUGUCAUUGGUAUCGGACACACGUGGAACUUGGUGGGAGCUGACUGGUGGCGUAAAUGGUGCGACUAUGUGAGUAUGGACCCGAAGAACGGCAGUCCGUACGGAUCGCUGCCUGUGCCUCUGAUUCCCCCUACUACGGUCGUGGAAGUGGCGAGAAAUAUUCGUGGUAAUAUUGCCUUACGCUCUGCUAGCUAUAGUGGCGAUGGAAGCAGCAACAGACCGCCUCGACCCGGACCGAUUGCCAACUGGAGUUUGCUCAUGCAAAGCGGCUCCAGGAGGCUAAAGCAGAAGCUCGUACUGGCCCGAGAUUACUACACGAUUCCGUCUCAAGUCAAUACCGUUUUGUUCUCCUGGUACAGCGGAGGACCCGACUUGGUGCGAUCCAUCGUCGAGGUCCCCACGCAAACUGAACCUGAGCUUCAAAUCGAGCUGUUCCCGCUAGUAUUACGCGUUGCGCGUGUGGAUCCUUCGAAUGGCAGCGUCAUUCGGUCUGGCGAAGAGAUUUUGCUGAGUGAACUAAGCACUCCAGCUAGUCUUUUAGAAGCCACUUGCCGUGCUCUGCUACUGCUGAAGUUGAUGGAUAAGGCGAGGUUGUGGUACUUUAAUGACAAAGCCCCGGAUUACAAGAUACGCCUGCGCGACGAAUACCCGGACGAAUUGAAGAAAUUGACACAAGACACGGCGCUCGCCAACCGACACAAGGAAAUGGCCGAGUGGCUGAAAGCGAGACCCGGCGCUGCAUCAAGGAAACGACAGCGCGAACAUCGUCCUUCGAUGCGCACGUCUGAUAUCUGCUCCCGAGGCAACCUCGGGGAGGCAUUGGGGCAGCGGGGGCCUGGGAGUGAGGCUGGAUCCCCGACGAUAGAAGUGGAUCCCGUGUUAGCGUCGCCUGUAGUAAGAAAGCGCUUUUCUAAGGGCGCUUUUAAAGGCCCAGGCCUAGUGGGACUGGACAAUCUGGGCAACACGUGCUACAUGAGCAGUGCGUUGCAGUGUUUGAGCCACACACGGUUACUGGUCGAGUACUUUAAGAACGAGGCAUAUCUAAAAGAUAUUAAUCUGCGGAAUCGUGACGGAACCAACGGGAAACUGACUGCGGCAUUUGGCGAGUUGUUGCGGAUCCUCUGGACUUCUGAUCGUAAACGCCUCGCUCCGAAUGAGUUCAAGAAGGUUUUGGCAAAGUGCAACCCUCAGUUUGCUGGAUCGGACCAGCACGACGCACAGGAAUUACUGGCGUGUCUGCUAAGUAGUUUGAGUGAGGAUCUGAACCGUGUUGUGAAGAAGCCUUACACGGAGCAACCCGAUAGCGACGGACGGCCUGACGCUCUGGUAGCGGAGGAGUGGUGGCAGAAUCAUCAGAAACGAGAGUUCUCGGUCAUUGUGGCGCUUUUUACUGGCCAGUACAAGAGCUUGUUGGAGUGCUCAGUAUGUCGGUAUGAGUCAGCGCGAUUCGAGCCGUUCACCUUCUUACAGUUGUCGCUGCCCGAGAGUAACUCGCGGUCUAUCGUGCUGACGAUCAUCUUUUGCACUGAUCGCGUACCGUUGCGCUUUUCCGUGCGAGUGAAGAAUGGCGAUACGGUUAAGAAGAUAAAGGACGAGGUGGCGGCGUUCUUGGAUAAUAUGGAGAAAGCAAGGUCGAGUUUACCCGAGAUGGAGGAGAAAGUCGAGAACAAAGAGUUGUCAAGAGAAGGGGAUUGGACAAAAGUGGUGAUCGCGAGGACCUCGGAUCAGCACACGGUGGAGACGCUGUUGGACGACAAUUUACCGUUGACCCAGAUUCACGAGAAGGACCAACUGACAGCAUUUCAACUUGACCGUGACGAUGACUCACUUCCUCCUCAGCAAGUGUCACCGAAGCCAGCAGAACUUCAAGAUGAUGCGACAUCCUUGGAUACUGCCGAUCAGGCAAGCGCUAGUGUGAGGGCAAGUGUAUACCCGAAGAAGGUAACUAGAAACGGGAGUGCGGAGCCGGUCAACGGGAAGCCCGUGAAUGGCAAGGCUUCUCUAAAUGGGAACGGAAAUGUAAAGAAGACACAUGGCUGUGAACCCCCGACUCCGACUGAUAGUGUGGAUGCAUACGAUGAAAGUGACCCGGAUGAUGACGAAUUGCUGCCGAUCGGGACGUCAGUCUACAUUCGUAUCGACAAGACGAAGGAUACGGCCGCUGCUCGUGUGAUUGGGAGUAGCGCCAACUCGGGGGUAGUUAAUGUAUCGUACUCUACGGGCGUCCGACGGUAUCAUAUCCCGUUGUCGAAAGUGAUUGAGCGUCACCAAAACGACGCAUUCAUCUUCUUGGUGCACCGUCGAGUGGAGCGAUCAACGGACAGCUUCACGAACGCACACAUCACGCGGUUAUUUGCGGAGGAAACGGUAGCCAUUGACUGGGAUAUUCGUACCCUGAAAGAGGAGUACGACCCGAUUCAAGCGAGCAAGAUGGACUUUGACGCGUCCGUGCAGCAGCAUCAGCGACAAGAUAAUCAGCCGCUGAACUUGGCGCAUUGCAUGGAGAUUUUUACGGCCAAGGAAACGAUUCCAGAAGCCUAUUGUGGACACUGCAAGACGUUGCGCCCCGCCACCAAGAAGAUGGAUCUGUGGCGGUUACCUCCGUUGCUGGUGAUCCACCUGAAGCGCUUCUGCUUUACCCAAGUAUCACGACGCAAACUGCAUCAUCUUGUCGAUUUCCCCCUAAGAGGAUUGCAGUUUGGUGACUUUGUCGCUCGGAAGCGCGAACCUCGUGGUCGACUGUCUGGUCUGGAGUAUUGGCUGUUCCUGGGAGGGAAGCUAAAGGCAGAUGGGAAAGCAGAGCCGUCGCCUACUGGCAGCUCCAAGCUGGCAAGACCAGGAUCUCCUCGACGAGUGUCGUCAUCAGCGUUGGAUGCUCCAGCGGCAGCCACUGCUGCAGUGCGUGGCGACGACGGCUUCCUAUACGAUCUGUAUGCGGUCGUGAACCACGUAGGUGCGUUGGGGGGAGGACACUACUUUGCGUACGUGCUGAGUGAUCAUGAUGGCAAGUGGAAAUGCUUCAACGACCAUCAAUGCAAAGAUAUCGACGAGAAGGAGGUGGUGUCGUCGAUGGCGUAUAUUUUGUUUUAUCGCCGACGCGACACCGCCAAUGUAUCGAUUGAGCAGCUCUUCCCACCUUUACCCGUGGAUGCUACUGGCAAUGGAGCUACUACUGAAGAGGAAGCUGCCAGUGAUAAAGCGCAAGUGGAGGAAUUGCUGCAACAGUCCAAGUUGGCUGCUUCGGGAAACGCAAGCAGCUGCAUUGUUAGCUAA
This is a messenger RNA of Phytophthora infestans T30-4, 4479 nucleotides long. RefSeq names its product ubiquitin-specific protease, putative. Bases 1 to 4479 code for a protein of 1492 amino acids. Gene Ontology annotation, molecular function: cysteine-type deubiquitinase activity. Lineage: Eukaryota; Oomycota; Peronosporomycetes; Peronosporales; Peronosporaceae. The transcript has 8 exons. The record is from RefSeq and is a predicted model, not a curated record. Gene Ontology annotation, biological process: protein deubiquitination.